This is a messenger RNA of Adineta ricciae, 11034 nucleotides long. The record is from the annotation of a GenBank genome assembly. NCBI's taxonomy places the organism in Eukaryota, Metazoa, Rotifera, Eurotatoria, Adinetida, Adinetidae.
AUGUUUACUUACUCGUCGCUGUUCAGUGCUCUUCUCUUUUCGGCUCAUCUCGCUAUUUUUCUUGUUACUGCUCAAUCGAGCGGUACAAAUAUCUGUUCAUCAACAGCAACAGAAACAAAAAAUGAUACAUGUCCGGAUGGACUAACAUUCGACAUUAUGGCUGAAUACGAAAAAGCAGCCAGUUUAUGGCGAAUGGAUUUCACUGCCUUGCGGAAUGUAUACGGUUUGAAAGAUGCUGAUGAAGUUAUGCGUUACGUCAAAAGCCAAUCAGCACAAAAUGGUCAAUGUCCAUACCAACGUCAAAUUUCAAAAGAUGUUUGUUGUAAAGGAUGGACAGGUGCAUCUUGCAGCGUGGCUGUUUGUACAGUUCCUUGUAAAAAUGGUCAAUGUAUCAAACCCGACCAAUGUCUGUGCAACAGCGGCUAUGCUGGCGAAGGUUGUCAAUAUCAACAAAAUGAUCCUCGUCUUGUCCUAUGCUAUCGCACGCCUAAUUGCAACGGACCGUCGCGUAUCAGCAACACAACAGUGACUGCUGGUUAUUGCUGUGGAAGUCAAUCUGGUGUUGCCAUAGGAUCGGCAGAUGGCUCGUGUUCAAUGUGUAAUGUUACGAAUGAAGAAAUUGCUAAUGCCACAUCGCAUAUUCAACGUUCAUUGACAUAUGCUACGUGUCUUCUUUGGGGUCGUGAUCACUUCCGAACCUUCGAUGGACACACAUAUGAUUUCCUAGGAUCAUGUCAAUAUAAAUUGUCAGGUGCAAGUAGUUGGACAAUUGUACUUCAAAGCACUAAUUGUGAUCAAUGGACAACAUGUAAAAAGACUCUGAGUAUCUCAUUUGGUGGAUAUUCUAUCACGGCAACUGGAAAAAACAUUGUGGUGAACAAUGUUGCACUCAAUGACAGCCAAGGAUACGUUAAUGGACCACUUACCAUCGAACGUCGGUCAGGAGACUAUACAUAUUUACGAUAUUCCGAUGGUGUGCGUCUCAAAUGGGAUAAUGCUAUGUCUAUUGCAGUGACAGUUGAACAAACUUAUAUGAAACAAGUCACAGGUCUUUGCGGAACAUAUACAGACAAUCAAGACGAUGAUCUUCUCUUACCCGAUGGUUCACUCAGUGCGUCACCAACGCAUUUUGCCAACGAAUGGCGUACAGAUAGUGGCUGUGCUGCAAGCCCUAUACCUACUGAUCCAUGCACGGCAAGCUUGCGCGAUGCUGCUGAAGAUGCUUGCGGACCAAUCAUUAGUCCAUAUGAUUCAUUCAAAGUAUGCAAUCGUGUUUUGAACGCUACGGCAAUCUAUGAAACAUGUAAACGUGAUCAUUGCGCUGCUGCUCAAUCGGGCAAGCUUGCUCAAGAUCAAGCCGUUUGCGCUGCUCUCCAAACUUUAGGACGUGAUUGUGAAGAUAACUAUAUGCACAUUGACUGGCGAACAGCUGACCGUUGUCCAAAAACGUGUGAAAAUGCUCGAGUCUACACAGAAUGUGCAACAUCAUGUCCAGCAACAUGUCAAAAUCAUCAACAACAAUUCACAGAUUCUGUUGAUUGUAAAAAGGAUUGUUCACCAGGUUGCGUAUGUCCAACUGGCUCAGUCAUCGAUGUUGGUCGUAAUGGAACAUGUACCAAGGUUCAACAAUGUAGUUGCCGUGCUCAAGGAACAUACCAUCCGGCAGGAACUUCGAUUAAAGUUGAUUGCAAUGAAUGUGUGUGUACGGCCGGCUCAUGGGUGUGCACAAAGAAAUUUUGUUCGCGAACAUGUUCAGUCCUUGGAACAAAUAAUAUUCACACGUUCGAUGGCAAAUCGUAUUCUGUUCGAGGCAACUGUGAAUAUAUUUUAGUCGAAGAAAGCAACCCAGUAAUCGGUCUAUAUGUGGCAAUGACAAAUGCUUACACAUCCACAUCGAACUACAAAGAUUUGACCGUCAAAUGCAAUCAAACAUAUGUGUAUAUCAAAGACAAAAGUGUGCAAAUCAAUGGUGAAGUUCGAGCCAUUUUACCAUAUAAAAAUGCUCAAGUGACUGUCAGACGCGAAACAACAGUGUUCUACUCGGUUACCUGUCGUGGCGCUGAAAUCCAAUUUGAUGGUAUUCGAGCUUACAUUCGUUUGGAUCCUUUACAUGUGAAUAAUACUCGCGGUCUGUGUGGUACAUUUGAUUUCAAUCGUGAUAACGAUUUCUCAACACGUGCACAAAUCGUUGACACAAACACUCAAACGUUCGUUGAUGAGUAUAAAACAAAUUCAGCAUGUACAACACCAAGUCAAGACAAUCCAUGCACAAUCAAUGGCAACCUUCAAUCAUUAGCACAAAAUACUUGCGCAGUAUUGAAAUCAUCACUAUUUCAAGCAUGUGCAUCGAAAGUAGAUCCAUCGUCAUUCUUUCAAAGUUGCCAAUACGAUUUAUGCUCGGAUAAAAAUUCACAUUUCCAAAAUGUAUUCCUAUGCGCAGCUGUUGCGGCAUAUGCACGUGAAUGUCGCUUGGCUAAUAUCGUAGUUAACUGGAUGGCUGAUCCAGAUCUUCAAAGAACUUGCCAAGAUGCACAAUAUGGUCAAUGCAGUGGUGGAGCUGCAUACAGUGAUUGUGCACCAAAAUGCGGUCAGACAUGUUACCAAGUAGCAUCAGUGAAUCAAUCAUGUUAUGAACGAGAAUGUGUUGCUGGCUGUUCAUGUCCAAGUCAAUCCUACUUAGAUGUCUCGGUGUCCGACAAACCACAAUGUGUUCCACAAAGUGGCUGUCCAUGUUAUGAUUCAGAAACGAAUACUUAUGUUAAAGCAGGCCAAGCCGUCGCGCGGUCCUGUGGAAAUUGUACAUGUACAAAUGGCAAAUGGGAUUGUGGUUCGAAAUCAUGUGAAUCAACAACAUCCUGUCCAGAAACGCAAGUUUAUUCUUACAAUGCGUCAUCAUGUGUCAAAACAUGCGAUAAUAUGAAAACAUGGCGUGACUGUGGUAUCACCUAUGAAGGAUGUACCUGCCCACCUGGAAAGGUUCUUAGUCAAGAUAUGAAAACAUGUGUUGACAUAAAAUCUUGUCCAUGUCGAUUUGCUGGUCGUAUAUAUGGUCCUCAACAAGUCGUCAAAUCAGGUUGUAAGGAAUGUAAAUGCUCAGCUGCAACGUGGACCUGUACAGAACAGAAAUGUGGGGCAACAUGUUCAGCAUCAGGUGAUCCACAUUAUGAAUCAUUCGAUGGCUAUCGUUAUUCAUACCAAGGCAACUGCAAGUACGUUUUAACACAAACCAAAGAUUUAUCAUUUCGUGUUAUUACUGAAAAUGUUCAAUGUGGUACAUCAGGUGUUACAUGUGCUAAGAACAUCCUCAUCAAAUGUAAAGGUUUAAGUAUUUCCUUGAUGCGUGGCCGAGAUCCCAUCGUUGGUGAUACAGAAGUAACAGAUCUGGAAUUAGGACAUCGUGUCUUCGGCGAUGUAUCACUGAUGAAAUCAGGUUUAUUUGUGUUUGUCAACUGUUCGGACAUUGUGAUCAAAUGGGAUGAAAAAACACGUAUCUACGUUACUCUUCCUUAUUACAUGAAGGGACAAACAGCUGGCCUUUGCGGUGAUUCAGACAAUGAUCCAACUGACGAUCUGAACACGGCAAGUGGUGUUCCAGGUACCGUUGGUGAAAUGGCAGACUCGUGGAAAGUUGAACAAACAUGCACCCCUGGUCCAGCACCAGUGGUUGAUCCUUCUGCACCAUGUGCUGGCUAUGAAACACGUAGCAACUGGGCUACGAAGGAAUGUGCUAUGAUACUUGACCGAUCUGACAGCAAUCCAUUUUUACCAUGUAUCGAAAAACUUGAUGCCACUGUCGUAGAAGAUUAUCAUCGCAACUGUCUCUAUGAUGCUUGCCAUUGUGAUACGGGUGGUGAUUGCGAGUGUUUGUGUACAUCUCUUUCAACCUUUGCUCAAAAGUGUCAAUCAAUCAAUGUUCCAGUUAAAUGGCGUACACAAGACAGAUGUCCAAUGCAAUGCGAAAAUGGACGAAUCUAUAUGGCUUGUGGACCUAUCUGUCAAUCAACAUGUCGAGACAUUUACCUACAAGACAACUAUAACUGCGUGGAAUCAGGCUGCCAAGAAGGUUGUUUCUGUCCAGAAGGUCAAGUUAUGGAUGAAACAGGCACAUGCGUUGAACCAAGUGCAUGUCCAUGUAUUGAUAAUAAUAUACCAUACCCACUUGGAACGAAACUCAUUCGUAAUUGCGACCAAUGCGUUUGUAUGAAUGGUACAUUCCUUUGUAGUCCAUUACCAAACUGCACACCAAAAUGUUCUCGCAACGAAUAUACAUGCAAUUCAACAGGUGUCUGUAUUCCUCUAUCACAUGUUUGCGAUAAAAUACUGGAUUGUGACGAUGAAUCUGAUGAAUUCAACUGUCAAUGCGCACCUAAUGACUUCAUAUGUAAGAACGGUCAAUGCAUCAAUGCAACAAAACGAUGUGAUUAUUUUCCACAUUGUCGUGAUGGCAGUGAUGAACUUGACUGCAAUGAAACUAUUCCAUGUUACGGUUUUCGAUGUGAAGAUGGCAAAUGCAUCGAUAAGUCAUGGGUAUGUGAUGGUCUUCCCGAUUGCUCGAAGAAUGGCAUUUUUGACAACUCUGACGAACGCCAUUGUAACCAAUCUGAAUGUGAUGUUGAAAGUGGACGUGCAUUCCGUUGCAAUGACAAUCCAAUGGGUAAAUGCUUACCUAUAUCGCAACGAUGUGAUGGUCAUGAUGAUUGCGGUGAUGGUAGUGAUGAGAAGAACUGUACUUGUAUGUGUACAAAUCAAAAGUUCGCCUGUACAACUAUAUGCCAAUGCAUAUCUACGGAAGAAGUUUGCGAUGGUGAACCUCAAUGUCAAGACGGUUCAGAUGAAAAGAAAUGUACUUGUAAUGCAUACGAAUAUACAUGCAACGGUGGCAAAUGUAUUAACUCAACUAAAUUAUGUGAUGGAGUCAUGGAUUGUCCUAAGAAUGAUGAUGAAACACAUCCAAGUUGCACUACAACAACAACACCUUUGCCAACGACCGGUCAACCAUCAACGUCAGGCGGAUCUACACCAGCAUCAACUCCAGGAGCCACUACACCUGCCUGCGCUACUUAUCUAUGUUUGGUAUCAGGUGUUCAACAAUGCGUUCCAGAAGAGGAAAUCUGCGACGGUGAAAAAUACUGUUCCGAUGGUUCUGAUGAAAAUCCACAACUAUUUCCGAAGAAUCCCCAAUGUCAAACACACAGUACUCCACCACCAUGCACGCAAUUUGUUUGUGAUGCUUCACCUACCAAUCCACUUGGUAAAUGCGUUAAUGAUACACGAGUUUGUGAUCACUAUCCGGAUUGUAUGGAUAAGUCAGAUGAAGAUGACACUCGUUGCAACUAUACAACAACACUAUCGCCUGCCACAACGACAGGCCCACCAGAAGUCUGUACAAAUGCAUCAUCAACAUACAGAGCAUUCACUUUUACAUCGUCAUAUGUAUACACUGUCUCAUCACCUCAAUUGGCAAACUUCUCGGAGAAUCCAGAAAUCUCAACAGCACAUCCAUUGACCAUUCAAAAACAGAACAUCGUCGAAUUCAUCAUUACUUUCCCAUCAGCCUAUCAAGUCAUGGAAAUUCAGUUAACAUCUAACAAUCAAUUACAACAAGUCUAUGCACGUACCAGUCCAUCCAAUCCACAAAUCACUGGUACUAUUACUCCUACAUCUGAUGAAACUGUGACAUACGUCAUCACUACUAUUCCGCCGUCAACCGAACCAACUACACAGUUAUCACUUAUCAUCCAAGGCUCUAAAUUAUACUCAACAGAUAUCACAUCAGUGUUGAUCACGGCUUGUACAGGAACAUCAGGCACACCAACCUACACAACUGUAUCACCCCACUCCACACAAACUACUGCUUAUCGGUGUAACGAUCAAAUGGGUCUUCAAAGUCGUGAUAUUCCUUCCAGUGACAUAUCUGUAUCAUCACAAAAGAAUCCUAGCGAUGAUGUAGAUGCUGUUCGCAUGGACAAUCCGACAAUCUGGACUGCUGCUAGUAACGAUGCAUCACCCAACGUUCAAAUCCGUUUCUCUCAAAAUGCUGCGAAAACGUUAAGCGGCUUUCAAAUUCGUGGUGAAGUCGCCGAAAUAUACAUAACAUAUGAUACACUUACAACAAAAAAUAUUCCAUACAGUGAAAAUCCAAUUCGACGCACAGUCUCGUCAUCGAUGACAAUCAGUGAAGAAUACUUCGUGCAACCAUUGAUUGAUGUUGUUCGUAUACAAUUCACUUUCAACCGAGCAUUAACCAACACUGCUCUAUCAGCACAAUUGGAAUUGUUGGGUUGUGCAGAAGGUACAACAAUAUAUUCUACAACUCCCGGAACAAUACCAACUGGCUCUCCAGUACCAACUACACCGUACGUUUGUAUUCCUGAAAAUGUCCUUGCUGCUAACGCGAUUAAUACAUACGGCGUGGCAGUUUCGUACAAUAACCGAGAUGUCACAAAUUUGGUUAUGGAAAAUGGUCAAGGUCUCGAUAUAGCCGAUGGCGGAUCUAUAAUCAUAAACUUUCCGGACGAACAAACCAUUAGCUCUGUCGCUUUUCUGUCAGAUUCCAACGUAAAAUCUUACAGUGUCUAUUACAUCAAAUCCGAUGGUAAUGAAUAUAUAUUAGAGAGUGACCAGGACGCUUUAACAACCGAAUUCAAUCAAAUAAAAACAAAACAAAUCAGACUCGUGUUGAGAACAAGAACGAAACCCGGUUUAUCGUGUUCUAUUCGUUUAGCAGUCGAUAUUUGCGGCCAACAAGGAACAGCAGCAUCCACAGCAUUUCAAACAACAACUGAACGGUUCGUCAGCUCGAGUACAUUCUCAUACCUGACUACCGGCAGUGAAGAAACUACCAAAGAAACUGAAAUCGUCGAAACAGAAUCACCAAUGGAAACAACUGUAUCGACAUCGACACCAUCUGUUCCAAGCUCUACCGCAAGCACGAUAUUAACAGCAACAUCAGGAACAAUUUCCUAUCCAUCGUCUACGACCCAAGCAACAGGUAAAGCAUGGGUCUUUCUUACUAAUGGAACACAUAUCUGUACGUUGGAAGAAGGUAUGAAUAAUCCUCAGGCAGUACUAGACUAUACCAUCAAUGGCAAUCACUCACCACAAACGCCAAAUAUUUCUCCUACUGGUACUGGUGUAACAUUCACCUCGAAAACUGCUGAAAUCGCGAUAGACUUUGCCCCGUCGAUCACACCCAUCGUCGUCUCAUUAUCUAUCGCCAAAACAUCGAUUACAAACGUCAACGGAGUUACAGUUUUAAUUAUCCCAACAGACAAUUCCGGCACGAUAACACUUCAAUCACCAACCAAUGAUACUGUCGUCACCGGUUUCCCCAAAACACCACUUUCCGCAGGUUCAACACUAUUGAUUACAUUCCACACAUAUGACGGUCAACCACCUCGCCGUGUCACGUUAUCUCUCAUUGCUUGUUUCUAUCCUCAACCAUUAACAACUCCUACCUCAGAAACAGAGAGCACCACAGCUACAGUCGGUACUGGAGUCACUCAAGGAACACCAGGCACAGGAGCAAGCACAUUGACACCGGGAACUGAAGCCACCCAAGGAACACCAGGCACAGCACCAACGGGAGCAACUGGAGCAACAGAAGGCACCGGAGCAACACAAGGUACUGGCGCUACACAAGGAACUGGAGCUACACAAGGAACUGCAGGCACUGGAGCUACUCAAGGAACACCAGGUACAGGAGCAAGCACACUAACACCAGGAACCGGAGCCACCCAAGGAACACCAGGCACAGCACCAACCGGAGCUACUGGAGCUACUGGAGCCACAGAAGGCACCGGAGCAACACAAGGCACUGGAGCUACAGAAGGUACUGGAGCUACACAGCAAACAUCCAUUAGUCAAUCCACUUUUUCAACAACUGGCAAAACUACUGUAACGACAGGUGUUCCGUCGAUCUCGACGACGGUAGUCACGCAAACCACAACACCUACGUGUGUUUCGUCGUCGUACUUCUCAUUUUUGUCGGAGUACAAUGCUAUUACGAUUGGAGAUUUCAGCUCCUCAUCUGACGUGAACUCGCGAACACUGGUUUGUGGGAACUUGCUUCAGGGAGCAACGUUCGGUGACCGAUUGGAUCAAAAUAGCUUUAAUCCAUUAAUUUAUACCGUUGAAAUCAACGGCUCGGUCUUGUCCCAAAAUACGAUUAGAGCUUUAGCAGGUAGCGUCGCAGUUGGUCCAUAUCCAAGCAACCGAGUGUCCCAGGUACAAGGAGAUAAAAUAAAAUACACAGUCGACGGACGACCAGUUGAAGUGAAUCAAGGCAACAAGAACGCCACAGUUCGAAUCGAUACAACCUUACCACAACGGUGCGCGGACAUUUCUUCACGAAUGACCGCUUUGUCACAGCUACUCACUCAGCUUACCCCCAACAAUAACAUCACAGCACCAUCGUCAUCACAGGAUGGCCCACUUUUCUUGAAUGUCAGAAACGUCGACAGCAGUGGUUUCGCCAUUUUUAACGUAUCAGCCAGCACUAUCUUCGGACCAACCGUGCAACGAAUUGAUACCAACAUAACCAACAACAACGUCAAGUUCAUUUUAAUCAACGUUUACGGAAAGUCCAUCAACUGGCAAAAGGGUGAUCUAACGGGCACAUGGUUUCAACCUUAUCAGCCAUCGAUCACAAAAACACUUUGGAACUUUCCCGAAGCCGAAACCCUGAACUUCGGUCCAAACAUACGAGGUGCUGUGUUAGGCCCGAAGGGCACCGUAACAACAAACAGUAAUAUCGAUGGUGCUGUCGCAGUGUACUCAAUUAAACAAGUCGGCGAAAUUCAUUAUCCACUCCUCGCCGCACCAGACUGCGUUACGCCACCUUCAACAGCAACAUAUACAUCCUUAGCCACACAAACUACAACGGGAACCAAAGCUACCGCAAGUACUGCAGCAACACAAGGCACCGGAGCUACACAAAGUACUGCUGGUACUGGAGCUACUCAAGGAACACCAGGUACAGGAGCAAGCACACUAACACCAGGAACCGGAGCCACCCAAGGAACACCAGGCACAGCACCAACUGGAGCAACAGGAGCAACUGGAGCCACAGAAGGCACCGGAGCAACACAAGGUACUGGCGCUACACAAGGAACUGCAGGCACUGGAGCCACUCAAGGAACACCAGGAACUGCCGGCACUGGAGCCACUCAAGGAACACCAGGUACAGGAGCAAGCACACUAACACCAGGAACCGGAGCCACCCAAGGAACACCGGGCACAGCACCAACUGGAGCAACAGGAGCUACUGGAGCAACAGGAGCAACUGGAGCUACUGGAGCCACAGAAGGCACUGGAGCAACACAAGGUACUGGCGCUACACAAGGAACUGCAGGCACUGGAGCCACUCAAGGAACACCAGGUACAGGAGCAAGCACACUAACACCAGGAACCGGAGCCACCCAAGGAACACCGGGCACAGCACCAACUGGAGCAACUGGAGCUACUGGAGCCACAGAAGGCACCGGAGCAACACAAAGUACUGGCGCUACACAAGGAACUGCAGGCACUGGAGCUACUCAAGGAACACCAGGCACAGGAGCAAGCACACUAACACCAGGAACCGGAGCCACCCAAGGAACACCAGGCACUGCACCAACAGGCGCUACUGGAGCUACUGGAACUCAAGAAACAACUGCAGUGACGACUACUGUGAUAUGUCCACUGACAGAAGGUAUGGGCAAUCCACAAUAUAUCAACAACGCCACCUUCCAAGGAGCUGACAACAAUCCCGACGUUCAGAAUCUCAAUCCAGGCACACAAGGUGUUGACUUCAACGAGCCUAACUCAUCGGUCCUCAUUCCAUUUACACCUGGCAUAACACCCAUCCUCAGCUCAGUUUCCGUUCCUCCGAACACAUCUAACGUCGACAGCAUCACUGUCAUCGUCAGAGGACCCGACGGAACAGUAUUUAUCAACGAAACCACACCAUCCGGAACCACAAUAGUCACUGCCACCUACACUCAACCUCUACCCGAAAACAGCACAGUUACUAUUACGUUCCACACACCAGAUGAUUCGCCUGCAGAAGGUGUCACAGUUUCUAUUAUUGCAUGCUACACGCCAUCGGAAGCGACGACAGUUAUUACAAGUGGAACAGUGCCACCAACUAUUUCUGGCUCAACUCCAUCCAUCACCAUCAGCAGUGUCAUCACUCAAACAACUGGCACUACAGCCACACCCGGUACAGGAUUGAGCACAUUGACACCAGGAACCGGAGCCACCCAAGGAACACCGGGUACAGCACCGACAGGAGCCACAGGAGCUACUGGCGCUACUGGCGCUACUGGCGCUACUGGAACUCAAGAAACAACUGCAGUGACGACUACUGUGAUAUGUCCACUGACAGAAGGUAUGGGCAAUCCACAAUAUAUCAACAACGCCACCUUCCAAGGAGCUGACAACAAUCCCGACGUUCAGAAUCUCAAUCCAGGCACACAAGGUGUUGACUUCAACGAGCCUAACUCAUCGGUCCUCAUUCCAUUUACACCUGGCAUAACACCCAUCCUCAGCUCAGUUUCCGUUCCUCCGAACACAUCUAACGUCGACAGCAUCACUGUCAUCGUCAGAGGACCCGACGGAACAGUAUUUAUCAACGAAACCACACCAUCGGGAACCACAAUAGUCACUGUCACCUACACCCAACCGCUACCCGAAAACAGCACAGUUACUAUUACGUUCCACACACCAGAUGAUUCCCCAGCAGAAGGUGUCACAGUUUCUAUCAUUGCUUGCUACACGCCAUCAGAAGCGACGACAGUUAUUACAAGUGGAACAGUGCCACCAACUAUUUCUGGCUCAACUCCAUCCAUCACCAUCAGCAGUGUCAUCACUCAAACAACUGGCACUACCGCCACACCCGGCACAGUACCAACUGGAGCUACGGGAGCUACGGGAACUCAAGAAACAACUGCAGUGACGACUACUAUGAUAUGUCCACUGACCGAAGGUGAGUGUGAAACCUGUAGAUAUUGGUGGUUGGCAGGAAAGUGCGGUUUUACGGGUUUUGGCGAAUGA